AUAUGUUGUGAUACUUUCAAGUUUCAUCCAUCGGUGUUUUCCAAGUGAGAACAUACAUAUCUCCGAUUCUCCCACGUACCUAAAAUUCUGGGAGGAACGAUCGAACACACAAAAGAGGCAGAAUGGAAUACAAACCGCCGUACAGGGCAAGGUUGCCUAUGACGCUACUAGAAUCAACGGCCGACGAACUGGCGGAAUCGAUCAUCUCAAGCUCGGUCAAGCUCCAUCACGAUCGACCCGAGGCGUUCCAAGUAGAAGCCGUCUCGGCACUCGUUCGUCGAAAGAAAUGCUUCGUCCAUGCCGCCCCUGGGUUUUGGAGGAAACGGAUCCCCGAAAUGUUUUUUAGCUUGUUCGAAGAUAAGGCCAUCGUUUUGGUCUUGAAUCGCUUGGAUUGCUUGGGAGACGAUCAGGUCAAAGAGAAAAAGCUGCUUAAUAUAACCGCAAUCAACCUGACUCGAAGGAAUAUCGACCGUGAGACGGUUAAGCAGAUCAAGGAGGGCUGUUUCAGCUUUGUCUACCUUAGCCCAGAAAUAUUCCUCAACAACUCAUUGUUUGAAGAUUUGUUUACCAGCACCGCGUUUCAAAACCUACUUACUUUGAUAGUUGUUGACGAUGCCGAACUAAUGUACUGGUGGAGCCUAGUCGCAACGAACCAGAGCAAACUCCUCAACAGUUUUGAACGGAAUGAAGACCGCUGUCGAAGCCGGCCUUCUUAUGGAAGGAUGUGGGCUGAAAGGUUGGAGGAACCACGCAACUUGCCGGUUUUGAUGAUGUCCGCUACUUGUCGACCAGCAGUGCUGGAUGCGAUCCGGUUCAAUCUGACCCUACGACCUCAAGACAUCACCAUGAUCAAUGGCCAACUCACGCGUCCGGAAAUUCGAUUGAUCCGGAUCCCAAUGCAAUCCACCUUGAGGUCCUGCGACGAUCUUCUUAGAAUAUACGCACCACAUACCAAAGUUCCAGCCAUCAAGACUGUGCCUACGAUCAUUUACUCCGGACAAUUAGACGCAACUUUCCAAGUGAUGAAGAUCGUCAACGAGGCACGCGAUACCAAGGGAGGGGAAAUGGACCCUCACAGUGAGUUCAUCCGUCGAUUCCACUCGGUUACAGGCGAGUUGGACAAACAGAAAAACAUAGCCGACUUUGUGGAAGGAAAGGUGCCGGUGUUGUCGGCAAGCAUGGCCCUGGGCCUCAGCCAAAGCGUCAAGCGGGUCCGAUCGGUGAUCACCAUGGGUCGAGCAGACCCAUCUGCAAUCGUCCAGAUGGUCAGUAACUGUGGGCUCGAUGGGAACCCCGGAUUGGCUCUCUUGUUCAUGGAGCCCAAACGGAAAGAGGGGAAGAAUUCGCCCGACGACUUUGAUGCUAAGUUGAAGCAAUCGCAGUCGGACGACGAUAGGAUGGACGCUUUCGCAAUCACGCCUGUCUGUUUAAGAGUCGCGCUCGCCGUGGAUAGCCAGUUUGGUUAUAUCCCCUUGUCUGAUACCGAUCCAGUAUUCCAAGCCGAACGCGAAAAGGAGAUUCAGGCCGAGCUUCCGCCAUGCCAGUGUUCAAACUGUGCGCCAGAUGCCGCCCAGGCCAUCCUCAAUCUUGCACCACAGAUCACAGUUGACAACUUCGACGAGAUCCUGAAGGACCCAUUCAGUGUUGCUAAAGAUAAUUCAAUCGUCAUCAAGGAGCGCGUGAAGAGGCACGCAAGGUCCGAUUAUUAACCCAUUUUCUUUCUGCUUUACUCAUGCCGGUUUAUUCUUUAUCUAUUUACGAUGCUCUUUUUUUAGAUGAUAGUAUUCCAGUCUAUUCCAACAGGCUGAUUUAUUGUCUGAAGCAAGUCUUGGUAGUCCAUGAAGUUAUGAACCCUAGACCAUGAGUGGUAGCACAGGUACACAUUUCAAUAAGCUUGUAGCUGAAAUAAAUGUGCAAGGAACCGGUCACCGGUUCUCACUAUUUUUUAUCAAUGUGUCAGCUCUGAGUUCCCUACUGUACUGAGCCACCCAGACCUUUCCAAGUAUACAUAUUUCCCUUUUCCAUUCAUUCACUCAGCAAUCGUUCAUUUCUUCAUUUUUUUCAACAGAACGAGCAUGUUUGCUCAAUCCAAAAUUGACCCAAGACCUUCUCCACCACAUGCGGGAUAGUUUUCAGGUUUUUCUAUGCCAAGAUAUUAGCCAACCUCUCCCAAAUAUCCUACAUUAGUUUUCUUUGGAAAAACUCAGGCAGAGCCCAUAGUAAACCACUUUUUAGAUCAGAUACACAAUCUGGUGUCCCAUGACAUUUGCCUGCUUGAACGGGCAACAAUCAUAGCACUUAGGCCGGUC
Puccinia graminis f. sp. tritici CRL 75-36-700-3 is the source of this 2309-nucleotide messenger RNA. RefSeq lists its product as uncharacterized. Gene Ontology annotation, molecular function: four-way junction helicase activity; 3'-5' DNA helicase activity. NCBI's taxonomy places the organism in Eukaryota, Fungi, Basidiomycota, Pucciniomycetes, Pucciniales, Pucciniaceae. The coding region runs from base 123 to 1709 and encodes 528 amino acids. The record is from RefSeq and is a predicted model, not a curated record. The transcript has 4 exons. Gene Ontology annotation, cellular component: cytoplasm; chromosome. Gene Ontology annotation, biological process: double-strand break repair via homologous recombination.